UUGGACGUUAUUUUAAAAAUUCUUUUUUUCAUCCUAGAAAACUCCCAAAUCAAUCUAAAUGUAUUGUUAAGUGGUUUAUAUUACAGGAAAGAAAGAGCGAAAGAUCGAGGAGGCGAUAAUCAAUUCAUCAGCAUGUCUACCCCAACAUCUGAUGUUAUGAAAGCUCCAGAAUUAAAACCUCAAAUAAAAAUUGGGCAUUAUGUUCUUAAAGACACGCUUGGAGUCGGUACAUUUGGCAAAGUUAAAGUUGGGAUUCAUGAAGCAACGGGAUACAAAGUGGCUGUGAAGAUUUUGAAUCGUCAGAAAAUCAAGACAUUGGAUGUAGUAGGAAAGAUUAGAAGAGAAAUUCAAAAUCUUUCAUUAUUUCGACAUCCGCACAUAAUUCGGCUUUAUCAAGUGAUCAGCACUCCAACUGAUAUUUUCAUGAUAAUGGAAUAUGUUUCUGGUGGUGAACUUUUUGAUUACAUUGUUAAACAUGGUCGCCUGAAGACUCCUGAGGCUCGUCGAUUCUUUCAACAAAUCAUAUCUGGUGUGGAUUACUGCCAUAGGCAUAUGGUCGUUCACAGAGAUUUGAAACCUGAAAAUCUUUUAUUGGAUGAGCAUAAUAACGUGAAAAUAGCCGAUUUCGGCUUGUCAAACAUCAUGACCGAUGGCGAUUUUCUUAGGACUAGUUGCGGCUCGCCGAACUAUGCCGCUCCUGAAGUGAUCAGUGGCAAGCUUUACGCCGGUCCUGAAGUUGACGUUUGGUCUUGUGGUGUCAUACUUUACGCGUUACUUUGUGGAACAUUGCCAUUCGACGACGAGCACGUCCCAACACUUUUCAGAAAAAUCAAAUCUGCGAAAUUGACAAUUGAAGAGUUUUACCAAGUUGCGCCUAAUAAAUUGCAUAAUUCGGAUCAACAUCGGCAUCCUGAACGAAUAGCUGCAGCAGUAAGCAACAAAAUCACUUCCACCUUGGAGAAUGCUGCGGGAGGUGACGCAUCGUUCAAUAAUGUGGCCCCAAUACAGUCUGUUGGGUAUAAAUGUGGUGUGAAACGAGCGAAAUGGCAUCUUGGAAUCAGAUCCCAAAGCCGACCAGAAGAUAUAAUGUAUGAAGUUUUUCGAGCAAUGAAAAGUCUGGACAUGGAAUGGAAGGUGCUCAAUCCUUACCAUGUUAUUGCUCGGAAGAAGCCUGACAAUCCUAUUGCUGAUCCGCCAAAAAUGUCGUUGCAACUUUAUCAGGUGGACCAGAGAAGUUACUUAUUGGACUUCAAAAGCCUAGUGGAUGAUGAAAAUUCACGUAAGUUUUCUCAGGGCUAUCUCAAUCAAAGCUCGGGAGCAGCGGGGAGCGCAUGUUCUUCCCGUCAUGCAUCUAUGUCAAUGCCAUCAAAACCUGCUGGAAUGCGAGCACGUCAUGCUGUAUCAAUGGACGUGGACCCGUCACCUCCACCAUCUCCAUCGGGCGCAAAAUUGUCACAGACGAUGCAAUUUUUUGAAAUGUGUGCUUCUCUUAUUGGAACUCUUGCACGAUGA
Molecule: messenger RNA, 1512 nt
Organism: Strongylus vulgaris
Lineage: Eukaryota; Metazoa; Nematoda; Chromadorea; Rhabditida; Strongylidae
Source: the annotation of a GenBank genome assembly